ACACAAAACUAAUGUAAAUUGAGCCAAGCUUUAUUUGCCGUCCUCCAGCCACGAGGGCGGUACAGCUCACUGGGCACACGGAGAGGUGAUGAACAGAUCUGGCUAUUCUGGCAAAUCUUUUUAUUUGAAAUUCACUUAAUCAUUUUUAUUAUACGCACAGAGGAAGAAAUGUCUAUAAAUGUCCGAUGAUGUUUUGGCACUGUCCAUAAACCUGAAUGGACUUUUAGCUUUGGACUUUCUCUUUUCCUCAAAACUUCCAUCAGAGCCUUUUAGAGCUUCUGUCAGUUAUCUUGUGUUGAAUGAAGGAUAGUUUUCAGGUUGUCUCUGUCGCGUUUCGGACUCAAAUUGGGCAGCUUGUCGGGUAAAAAUCCGCUGCUACUGAUAAUGUCGGUGGAAAUUCAGGGCACGUUCAAAACCUCUGGCCCCUCAGCAGCAGCCCAAGGUGAGAGAUGAGAGAGAGCUGUAAGUAUGUAUGUAUGCUUGAGGUCAUCGCUAAAUCAUCAGUCCACAGUCGGUGGCUGUUCUACACUAACAUCAGUGUGUUCCUUAGAUUACAGGCAGUCAAACAGGAUAGCUCGGAGCAUGUGUUUUUGCUUAACAUACAUUUAUCUGUGUCGUGGCAACCGUGUCAUGUUACAUCAACAAUCAAAAUGACCAUACAAAGCUUAACCUUUUCAUCCACAAUGUUCUUGGAUCCAGAAAUAGUCACAGUGACUGUGGCAACAGAGGGUGUCGCAUCAACUGGCAAUGACAAGAAAAGCGGAGGAUUCGGGGCCUCACUGAUCGUGAAUGCCCUCUUUCAGAUAGGAAUUGGGGGAUAUUUCCACCAUAACUGCCCGGUCCAGCCCUACAUCCCCAUCUACAUGGAGGUAAUGGGAACCGUCACAAUCGUGACAGUGAUUGCUUAUUGGUGGUAUAACGACAGCCCCAAGAAUUACCUGGUCAUCACAAUCUUGACGUUGGGCCUUCUCUUCUGCUUUUGCUUCUUCAUCACUGGUGGUGUGUGGAUCUACUCAAUCUACCCACCCAACUACGACAAUUCAAUACCACAUUUGAUACCUUACUGCAACAGGACACUCUACUUGUUUGCCUUCAUUGACACCACCAUCUUCUGUGUGCUAGCAGGUCUUACCAUCCUUUCAGGCUGCUGCUGUUGUGUUUUCAAAUGUGUUUCCAUGAUGUGAAUUAUAUAUAAAUAAACGCAAUAUUACCAUUCUGCCUGGAGUGUCAUCUCUCAUUCUAAAUGAGAGCCAUACCUGUUCUUCAUGGUAUUGUUAUAUAAUAUUUGGUCAAAUGUAAUCCUCUGAAUUAAAAGUCACCUCAAUCACCAACAUCAUGUGGUUUGUAUGAGAUCCAUUUUUUUUUUUUUAUCACAGAAAUAUAAUUUACAUACAAAAUAUGAAAUA
Messenger RNA from Acanthopagrus latus (yellowfin seabream), 1406 nucleotides. Its product is annotated as transmembrane protein 272-like. Lineage: Eukaryota; Metazoa; Chordata; Actinopteri; Spariformes; Sparidae. The record is from RefSeq and is a predicted model, not a curated record. Bases 450 to 1184 code for a protein of 244 amino acids. The transcript has 4 exons.